AUGAGUAGACCAGGGUGGCACCAAGGUGGCACUGAAGUUGAGAGGCUCAAGGCCGAUGGCGAGUCUGGGGGGGGGCAAAUUCGAGACAGUGGGCAGUGGGAAGAGGGCAUUCAGGGCCUCCACCAGAUGCAGAAGAGUUUUGUCUUCACUCCUGGUGCAGUAGAGACCAGAUGCGUACCCGCCAGGGCAGCCGAGUGCCGGGGCGCGGCGGCGGCACCCAUUCACAGUAGGCACAAGCACAAGACGGAGGCGGCGAGGAGGAAAGGCUGGGUUGAGCGAGGAUGCCAGGUUGGGACGAGGAUGCAAGAGCUAGAAUGGUAGAUCGAGCCCUCAUUGCUCCGAUUUCCAAGUCGUUGGAGAAGCAUAGAGAUCAGAGACCAUCGGACCCAGAAAAAGCCAAAAGCAGGGACCUCCUCUAACGGGCUCAACUAGCGCCUCGGUGCACCAGUUGAUGGUGUGGACCUCUAAUUCGUUCACCCCUUUCUUUAAUGGCCA
Molecule: messenger RNA, 495 nt
Organism: Fusarium verticillioides 7600
Lineage: Eukaryota; Fungi; Ascomycota; Sordariomycetes; Hypocreales; Nectriaceae
Exons: 2
Coding region: 1-321 (106 amino acids)
Source: RefSeq, a predicted model, not a curated record